GCUUACACGGACUUUUCCUGCCGGGCGAGAAGGGCUGAGCAGCCGGGCAGACAUCUCCUUUGCUGUCCUCUGGGUGCCAGCUGCCCCUUCGCCGGCUUCAAUGAAACUGGCAGCGAUGAUCAAGAAGAUGUGUCCCAGCGAGGCCGAGCUGAGCAUCCCCGCCAAGAACUGCUACCGCAUGGUCAUCCUGGGCUCCUCCAAGGUGGGCAAGACCGCCAUCGUCUCCCGCUUCCUCACCGGCCGCUUCGAGGAGCAGUACACGCCCACCAUCGAGGACUUCCACCGCAAGUUCUACAGCAUCCGUGGCGAGGUCUACCAGCUCGACAUCCUGGACACCUCGGGCAACCACCCUUUCCCAGCCAUGCGCCGGCUCUCCAUCCUCACAGGAGAUGUAUUCAUCCUUGUGUUCAGCCUGGACAACCGAGACUCCUUUGAGGAGGUGCAGCGCCUCAAGCAGCAAAUCCUGGAGACUAAGUCGUGCCUGAAGAACAAAACCAAGGAGAACAUAGAGGUUCCCCUGGUCAUCUGCGGCAACAAAGGUGACCGAGACUUUUACCGAGAGGUGCAACCCCGGGAGAUCGAGCAGCUGGUGGGAGGGGACCCCAAAAAAUGUGCCUACUUCGAGAUCUCAGCCAAGAAGAACAGCAGCCUGGACCAGAUGUUCCAAGCGCUCUUCGCCAUGGCCAAGCUGCCCAGCGAGAUGAGCCCUGACCUGCACCGCAAGGUCUCGGUCCAGUACUGUGACAUCCUGCACAAGAAGGCACUGAAAGGCAAAAAGCUGCUGAAAGAUGGGGGCAGGGGCAGCACGGAGGAGGCGUACGGCAUCGUGGCCCCCUUCGCCCGGCGACCCAGCGUUCACAGUGACCUCAUGUACAUCCGUCAGAAAGCCAUCGGCGGUGGCCACGGCAAGGAGAAGGAUCGCUGUGUGAUCAGCUAGAAGCCCCCCACCAGGAAGGGGGGAAGGA
Molecule: messenger RNA, 965 nt
Organism: Calypte anna (Anna's hummingbird)
Lineage: Eukaryota; Metazoa; Chordata; Aves; Apodiformes; Trochilidae
Gene: RASD1
Product: ras related dexamethasone induced 1
Exons: 2
Coding region: 101-937 (278 amino acids)
Molecular function (GO): GTP binding; GTPase activity
Source: RefSeq, a predicted model, not a curated record